AUGAAGCAUCUCGCAGCCUAUCUUCUUCUCGUUGCUGGUGGUAACACCUCUCCCUCUGCUGAGGACAUCAAGUCCCUCUUGACCACCGUUGGUGUCGAGGUUGAUGAAUCUCGUGUCUCUGCCUUGAUCAAGGCCAUGGACGGCAAGACCGCUGCUGAGGCCAUUGCUGAAGGUUCUUCCAAGCUCGCCUCUGUCUCCUCUGGUCCCGUUGCCGCCUCUGCUGGUGGUGCUGCUGCCGCUUCUGGUGAUGCCCCCGCUGAGGAGGCCAAGGAAGAAGAGAAGGAGGAGUCUGAUGAUGACAUGGGCUUCGGUCUUUUCGAUUAA
Mucor velutinosus is the source of this 324-nucleotide messenger RNA. RefSeq lists its product as uncharacterized. Gene Ontology annotation, biological process: cytoplasmic translational elongation; translation. The transcript is spliced from 3 exons. Gene Ontology annotation, cellular component: ribosome; cytosolic large ribosomal subunit. Lineage: Eukaryota; Fungi; Mucoromycota; Mucoromycetes; Mucorales; Mucoraceae. The coding region runs from base 1 to 324 and encodes 107 amino acids. The record is from RefSeq and is a predicted model, not a curated record. Gene Ontology annotation, molecular function: structural constituent of ribosome.